AUGCGGGAGAUCACCACCGUGGAGCCCAAGGACCAGCAACUCAUGGUAGCUCUUCGAAUCCGUCCACUCAAUGAUGCAGAGCUGGAAGAAGGGGCCACCCCCAUCGCCCACAAAGUGGGGGACCAGAUGGUGGUGCUGAUGGACCCUGGUGAAGACCCUGAGGACACGCUGCGCACCCACCGAUCCCGGGAGAAGACCUUCAUAUUUGACACGGUUUUCGACCAGCAUGCUUCCCAGGAGGAUGUGUAUUGCGCCACCACCCAGCACCUGGUGGAGGGAGUCAUUUCCGGAUACAACGCAACAGUGUUUGCCUACGGUCCCUCAGGCGCUGGGAAGACUUACACCAUGCUCGGCAUGGAUGCGGAGCCAGGCAUCUACCUGCAGACCCUCAGGGACCUCUUCCAGGCCAUUGAGGAGACGAGUGACAACAUGGACUACAGUGUGUCCAUGUCUUACCUCGAGAUUUAUAAUGAAGUAAUCCGCGACCUCUUGAACCCUUCCUCGGGAUUCCUGGAUCUGAGAGAAGACUCUCGUGGCAGCAUCCAGAUCGCAGGCAUCACGGAGGUCUCCACUUCAAAUGCCCAGGAGAUUAUGGAGUUGCUCACCAAAGGCAACCGGCAGCGCACUCAGGAGCCCACAGCCACCAACCGGACCUCAUCACGUUCCCACGCUGUGCUGCAGGUCACCGUGCGCCAGUGGAGCCGUGGCUCGGAGCUGGCGGAGGCCGUGCGCAUUGGGCGGCUCUUCAUGGUGGACCUUGCCGGCUCAGAGCGAGCCUCCCAGAUAGACCAUGCACAAGAGGAGACCUUCUGUGUCCAUGCCUGGGGCAGGAGGCCUGACUGGGAGCGUGAGAAGCCCCACCAUGCCCACAGGGAGCAGCCAGAGCUCAAUAGGGACGAGGAACCACUGGAGACUAACAUGGAGGGUGAUGAUGGCGAGUCUGCGGAGCCACACGAGGUGGCCCUGGCCAGAGAGGAGAUAAACAUGCUUCUCGCGGAGCAGCGGAGAACAGCCGCCCUCAAGGCGGGGCUGGAGCAGCGGCUGGCCAACACCAAGAAGAAGGCCUCACAGAUGGAGAAGCUGCUGCCUGAGCAGGUCAUCAGUGAGGACCAGCGGGAGGUGCUACGGCUGCUGUGCCAUGCCCACGAGCUGGAGGUGGAAAACACUGAGCUGCAGGCCAACAACCUGUACCGCAAGAACCUGCUGUGCCAGAAGGACUUUGUGAUCCAGCGCUACCACCAGCACCGACUGCUCUGUGAGCAGAUAAUUCAGGGCCAGCGGCAGCUCAUCCAGGAUGGUGGGCUCCCAGUGCCAGACUCUCUAGAUAAGCAAUACCGCCUGUACUCACAGGAGCUGGGUGAGGGCACACUCAACCGCCUGCUGCUGCUGCACUCGCUGAUGGCCGGAGCCCUCCGUGAUGGCUCUGUGCUGAAUAUAUCUCCUCCACCCGAGGAUUCCAGCCGAGAUCAGCCUGACGACAGGAAGGACCUCCCAUGGGGAGCUCCAUUUGAGCUGCCUCCGAUGCUGCUGGAGACAGAAAGCGACGGCCACAGGUCCUCAAAAGCCACACCCUCGAAGAAACUGGGGAAGCAGGACUCUCUCCUCCCGCCAUCGUCCUUGCGCAUCCUGCUGACCCCACCAAUCCAUGAGAAACCGAGCUCGUUGAGGGUCAAGGAUCUGGUCUCUAAACUGCGUUUGCCAGCUGGCCUGGACCCAAGUGCUCCACGGACAGCAGCUGAGGCUGGGGGCCCAACCCUGAGCCCCCAGGCCCUGAAGGAGAUAGCUGUGAGCACCAAGAGCAUCGCCCUCAUUGCAGCCACCAGGCGCUCAAAGGCGCAGGACCGGGAGGGCAGCUGCAGCCACUCACCACGCCACGUCCCAGAGGAGGGAGCCCACGACUUCAGCAAUCGGAAGCCCAGCGCCACCCCAGAGCCUGGCCCAGUGGGAGACAGGAGGCGGUCCCAUGCCAGCCCCUGCCGGGACAGCCCCAUGGAAAGGAAGGCUCAGAAGAAGCGGUCACCCUCCCUCACCUGGGGCACGCAACCGGCAAUAGAGAAACUUCCGCCCUCCUCUGGGGAGCAUCUGGCCGAGAGUCAGCCUCCCUCCACACUCCUCACUCAGCCAUCCAAGUCUGGAAGUUGCUUUUUCCCAGCCGUCCCUGCAGCCACCAAGAUCAAACCCAGUCUCAGCCUCCACACAGAUGAGAGCACGCUCCAUGUGCCUGAGGUCAGCUUCACCUUCCCCAGCGCCAUGUGGCAGGGCAACACAGCCCCGAGCAGGGCACCUCUUCUCCCCCGGGAUAUCCGAGGUGCUCAGGGCAUCCUUCAUGGGAAGAAGGGGAAGGGACAGCAAUGCUUGUGUCACCUCAACGUCUUCUCCUCACCUAGCGCACCCUCACUGCUGGGGACGAGUCUGGGCAAUGGCAGCAGGUCCAUAGACAGUGGAGGUCGGCGACACAGCCCACUGCCCCCCAGUAACCCCCGAAAACACCAGGGAAGCAGCGCCAAGAGGCCACGGAGACCGAAUGAUCCUUACGCCUAUAACAGGAAAUCAGCCAAUGCUGGUGAACGCGCUGGUAGACAGCAGGCACUCAGUCCCUGCGGUUCGCUGGAUCCUGGGCAUUCAGACAGUGCCUUGGACUUCGCCACGCCCUCGUUGAUACGCUAG
Molecule: messenger RNA, 2667 nt
Organism: Chrysochloris asiatica (Cape golden mole)
Lineage: Eukaryota; Metazoa; Chordata; Mammalia; Afrosoricida; Chrysochloridae
Product: kinesin-like protein KIF19-like
Exons: 19
Coding region: 1-2667 (888 amino acids)
Biological process (GO): microtubule-based movement
Molecular function (GO): ATP binding; microtubule motor activity; microtubule binding
Source: RefSeq, a predicted model, not a curated record